Messenger RNA from Alosa sapidissima (American shad), 3794 nucleotides. It is a transcript of the gene ndst2a, whose product is annotated as N-deacetylase/N-sulfotransferase (heparan glucosaminyl) 2a. Lineage: Eukaryota; Metazoa; Chordata; Actinopteri; Clupeiformes; Clupeidae. The record is from RefSeq and is a predicted model, not a curated record. Gene Ontology annotation, cellular component: Golgi apparatus. The coding region runs from base 1019 to 3733 and encodes 904 amino acids. Gene Ontology annotation, molecular function: deacetylase activity; heparan sulfate N-sulfotransferase activity. The transcript has 15 exons.
AAAGAGUCGCGAGCCAGCAACAUCAAUAGCCAGCUCAAUGAAGAUGGCGGAUCUGUGAGGGAUGCUGUCAACAAGACUUUAAACUUUCACAUUUUCCGAUCUUUGACCGACGGUGUUUGGAUAGCUGUCUACGAGAAUCACCACCUGGCUUGUUGACCAACAGACAGACCGACCCGACUGACCACCAGUCAAACAGAUCCACGGGGGGCAGUGAAGGAGAAGUUUAGGCUCUGGACUUCAAGAGAAGAGGCCUUUGAAGGUGUCUACUCGUCUCUCCUCCCACGGCCUAAGGAUGGCCAGGCUAGGGCUCCGUUCACGGGGGCUACGUUCACGGAUGUGUCCCAGCGGGGAGCACAUUAAGCAGGGACGCUGCUGAGCCUGGAGGAGGUGACAGGAGAAGGCUGCAACUCCACCAGAGAGAGAGAGAGAGAGAGAGAAGGAACUAGAGAGGACUGGAGUCGCUGCGCGUCUGGGUGGAGGGGGUGGGUGGAGUGUGCAGAAGGGUGAGUGAGCGAGAAAUCUUAUCCUGCGAUAGCAGAGCAGACGGUUGCAGACGUGCGACGGGCGGACGGACAAGACAGCCGCUGAGAGAGUGGGAAGGACACAAGAGGGGCGGAACGGAGCGCAGCGGGGCAGGAGAGGGCAUCCGCUAGGACAUCGGAGCGCCACCAAUCCAUGUUCCAUGUGAAGGAGAAGAGGAACGAGUGAACAACCCCCUAAAGAGAGAGAGAAAGACAGAGAGAGAGAGAGAGGGAGAUCAAACGCGUGAGGAGGAGACGCCAUCACUUCCACGGGGGCGAGUCAUGGGCUAUGGGGGCCAUGGUGACCUAGCGUAAAUGGCUCCUCUUGCCCAGAAGCUGGUGCCAGUGUCUGCUGCUCAACCCUUUUCCUUUUCCUCCCCCAUCUCUUCCUCCUCCUCCUCCUCUGUCAUCCCCUCAUUUUCCUUCUCCUCCUCUUCCUCUUCCUCUUCCUGCUGCUGCUGCUGUGCGGGCUGUUCAGCCCCCCGGCGUGUUCAGCCAUGGGCCCCUGGAAGCUGGUUCGGGGCCUCCGGCAGCUGGAGCUCCACCGCCUCAUCCUGGUGCUCAUCGUCUUCUGCCUGCUCUCCAUGGCCUUCCUGGCGUACUACGUCAGCAACAGCCCCAAGAUCAAGGAGGCGCCGCCGCUGCCUUUUAGUGACUGUGGAGGUGGCGGCGACGCCAUCGGGGCAGGGGCGGGCGGCGCGGGGUUCGGCGUGGUGGGCGAGGGAGGGGGUCAGCGCGCGCCUCUCUUCCUCCCUCCCCAGGCGGGCCGGAGGAACGCGGCGGGCGGUAAAAUGGCGGACCCCACGCGCACCGACCCGGUGGUGCUGGUGUUCGUGGAGAGCAUCUACUCGCAGCUGGGCCAGGAGAUCGUGGCCAUCCUAGAGUCGAGCCGCUUCCGCUACCACACGGAGGUGGCGCCCAGCAAGGGCGACAUGCCCACGCUGAUGGAGCGCGACCAGGGCCGCUACGCGUUGGUCAUCUACGAGAACAUCCUCAAGUACGUCAACCUGGAUGCCUGGAACCGCGACCUCCUGGACAAGUACUGCGCCGAGUACGGCGUGGGCAUCAUGGGCUUCUUCAAGGCCAACGAGAACUCGCUGCUCAGCGCCCAGCUCAAGGGCUUCCCGCUCUACCUGCACUCCAACCUGGGCCUGCGCGACUACCGCAUCAACCCGGCGGCGCCGCUCCUCUACGUCACGCGGCCCAACCAGGUGGAGCCGGGCCCCUUGCCCGGCGACGACUGGACCGUCUUCCAGUCCAACCACAGCACCUACGAGCCCGUGCUCCUGGCCAGCACCAAGUCGUCCGAGGCCCUGGCUCACCUGGGCCCCCACCGGGCGCUGCACGCCACCGUGGUCCAGGACCUGGGGCUCCACGACGGCAUCCAGCGGGUGCUGUUUGGGAACAACCUGUCCUACUGGCUGCACAAGCUCAUCUUUGUGGACUCCAUCGCAUACCUGACGGGCCGCAGGCUGUGCCUCCCUCUGGAGCGCUACCUGUUGGUGGACGUAGACGACAUCUUCGUGGGCAAAGAGGGCACCCGCAUGAAGGUGUCGGAUGUGAAGGCCCUACUGAACACGCAAAACAAACUCCGAGCCUUGGUCCCAAACUUCACGUUCAACCUUGGCUUCUCCGGAAAGUUCUACCAUGCUGGUACGGAGGAGGAGGACGAGGGCGACGACAUGCUGCUGACGCACAGGAAGGAGUUCUGGUGGUUCCCACACAUGUGGAGCCACAUGCAGCCACACCUCUUCCACAACGUCAGCGUGUUGGCCGAGCAGAUGCGCCUCAACAUGCUCUUCGCACAGGAGCACGGCAUCCCCACAGACAUGGGCUAUGCGGUGGCACCGCACCACUCUGGGGUCUACCCGGUGCACAGCCAGCUCUACGAGGCCUGGAAGGCCGUGUGGGGCAUCAAAGUGACCAGUACUGAGGAGUACCCCCACCUGCGGCCAGCCAGGCACCGCCGCGGCUUCAUCCACAACGGCAUUCAGGUCCUCCCCAGGCAGACGUGUGGCCUCUUCACUCACACCAUCUUCUAUAAUGAGUACCCCGGAGGCUCCAAGGAGCUGGACAAGAGCAUCCGCGGCGGAGAGCUCUUCCUCACGGUCCUGCUCAACCCCAUCAGCAUCUUUAUGACCCACCUGUCCAACUACGGGAACGACCGGCUGGGCCUGUACACCUUUGAGUCGCUGGUGAAGUUCGUCCAGUGCUGGACCAACCUGCGGCUGGAGACGCUGCCCCCGGUGGAGCUCGCCCAGAAGUACUUCGACAUGUCCCCCGAGGAGAGGGACCCGCUCUGGCAGAACCCCUGUCACGACAAGAGACACAAGGACAUCUGGUCCAAGGAGAAGACCUGCGACCGGCUGCCCAAGUUCCUGGUGGUCGGGCCUCAGAAGACCGGCACCACGGCGCUGCACUCGUUCCUGACGCUCCACCCAGCCAUCACCGGCAGCUUCCCCAGCCCCGUCACCUACGAGGAGAUCCAGUUCUUCAACGGCAACAACUACCACAACGGCAUCGACUGGUACAUGGACUUCUUCCCUUUCCCCUCCAAUGUCAGCACAGACUUCAUGUUUGAAAAAAGUGCCAACUACUUCGACAGUGAGGCGACUCCCAAGCGCACAGCCGCCCUUCUUCCUCGGGUCAAAGUCCUGGCCGUCCUCAUCAACCCGGCCGACCGUGCCUACUCCUGGUACCAGCAUCAGAGGGCUCAUCAGGACCCUGCGGCCCUAAACCACACCUUCCCUCAGGUGGUGAUGGCGCCUCCCUCUUCGCCCCCUGAGCUGCUCACCCUCCAGAACCGAUGUCUCAAGCCUGGAGAGUACGCCACACACCUUGAACGCUGGCUGCUGCACUACCCCUCCCGCCAGCUGCAUAUAGUGGACGGAUCCCUGCUGCGCUCCAACCCUGUGCUGGUGAUGGACGGCAUCCAGAGGUUCCUGGGAGUCACCCCCAUCUUCAACUACACACAGGCCCUCCUGUUCGAUGAGAACAAAGGCUUCUGGUGCCAGAGGAUAGAGGGAGGUCGUCCAAAGUGUCUAGGAAAAAGUAAAGGCAGGAAAUAUCCAGAAAUGGCCCCUGAGACGCGUGCCUUCCUGACGGAGUACUACCGUGAGCACAACCUGGCGUUGCUGCGGCUGAUGAACCGUCUGGGCCAGGCGCUGCCCACCUGGCUACGAGGGGAGCUGCAGAGCACCAGCUGGACCUGAGACCAACCCCCCCCCCCCCCCCCCACACACACACACACACACACACACACACACACACACC